Fraxinus pennsylvanica is the source of this 519-nucleotide messenger RNA. NCBI's taxonomy places the organism in Eukaryota, Viridiplantae, Streptophyta, Magnoliopsida, Lamiales, Oleaceae. The record is from the annotation of a GenBank genome assembly.
AUGGUUUGCCAGCCAAGAGCAAGAAAAAGGGUUCAUUCAAUUCCCCGCGGUCCAAAUGGAAGCGCCUUUCAAAAAUGUGAAAAAUGUGGGCUUUCGGUGGCAAUUGCUUUGGCAGACAUGCACAAGUGUGAAAUCAAGAAACAGUUUACAGAGAAAUUGAAGAGCCAAUUUGGGAUUCGAAAUAGUAAUAGGCUGAAGAUUCAGCACCAACCCAGAUCAGCCUUUCGUUUAUUCAUCGAAAAACUUAUGAACACCUGUAAAGAUGGAAAUGAGAUUGAAAUGGAUAGGAAAGGAUUUGAGCUAUGGAAGAAAAUGUCGAAAGAGGAGAGGAAACCAUUUGUGGUUCAGGCGGAAAAGAUUAACUCAGCUUAUGUGAAACUUUUGCUCGAGGAGGAAAAAGAGAUCAAAUGGGUGGAUGAUGAGGCAGAUUCAGCUGAUAUUGGCAAAAGAAACAAGAACUAUGACAAGUUUGAGAUGGAUUAUGAUUCUGAAAGAUCCAGUGGAUUUCAUUUCUUCUAG